AUGAGUGGAGAGGACAUGGUUCCAGGACCUCAGUUGGCUGAUAAGAUAGCCUUUAUCUUUGCUAUCAUUUUAUUCCUUUUGUGCUUGGUGGCAGUGGUGGGUAAUGGCUUAAUUACCAUGGCACUGGGCAUGGAGUGGUUGCUGCAGAGAACUUUGUCACCCUGCAAUAAGUUAUUGGUCAGCCUGGGAGCCUCUAGCUUCUGUCUGUGAUGGGUGGUGAUAAGUAAGAACGUUUAUAUUUUCCUGAAUACAAUAGCCUUCUCAUAGAACCCUGUAUUCCAGUUCCUAGCCUUUCAGUGGGACUUCUUGAAUGCUGUCACGUUAUGGUUCUCCACCUGGCUCAGUGUCUUCUACUGUGUGAAAAGCGCAACCUUCACCCACCCUGUCUUCCUCUGGCUAAAGCAGAUGGUGUCUGCAUUGGUUCCAUGGAUGCUGCUCAGCUCUGUGGGGUUCUCCAGCUUUAGCACCGUUCUAGUUUUCAUAGGCAACCAGAGAAUAUAUCAGAACUAUUUAAAGAGGGCUCUGCAACCUUGGAACGUCACUGAGAAUGCUACCUGGACAGUCCCUACUGUUGUCUUCAUGGCUGGCAUGGCUUUGCUCAUUACAUCGCUGGGAAGACACACCCAGAAGGUCUCCCUGUCCAUCUCCGGCUCUCAUGAUCCCAGCACCCAGGCACACACCAAGGCUCUCCUGGCUCUCAUCUCCUUUGCUGUCCUCUUCGUUUCCUGUUUUCUGUCACUGGUGCUCAGUGCCUCAGGUGUGUUUCCAUCACGGGAAUUCAGGCACUGGGUGUGGCAGGCUGUGAUUUAUCUGUGCACAGUAGUCCACCCCAUUGUUCUUUCCUUGAGUAACCGCAGGCUGAGAGCUGUGCUAGAGAGGGGCUGCUCCUCAGGGCAUGGGGCAUCUUGA
Mesoplodon densirostris (Blainville's beaked whale) is the source of this 909-nucleotide messenger RNA. It is a transcript of the gene TAS2R60, whose product is annotated as taste 2 receptor member 60. The record is from RefSeq and is a predicted model, not a curated record. The transcript has a single exon. Gene Ontology annotation, molecular function: bitter taste receptor activity; G protein-coupled receptor activity. Gene Ontology annotation, biological process: sensory perception of taste; detection of chemical stimulus involved in sensory perception of bitter taste; G protein-coupled receptor signaling pathway. Gene Ontology annotation, cellular component: membrane. Lineage: Eukaryota; Metazoa; Chordata; Mammalia; Artiodactyla; Ziphiidae.